AUGGCCUCCAAGUGCGAACAAGAGCAGCAGCAGCAGCAGCAGCAGCAGGGUUCAGUCACAACGCGACAAAGUUGCUUUCCUCAGUUCCCAUGCCUGCCACCUGAGAUCCGUCAUCAUGUUUGGCGACAGGCGCUCUGCGAAUGGGCAGUCUGGUACACAUCGCACCCGCACGUCAAUCUCCAGGCGAGUGGCCUGCGCAUACGUAUGAAGCCCGUCGGCGUAGCACCUUACAAGGCUGGUCUCGCUUGCCAAGAAUCGCGCCAUCUGAUGAAAAAGCUAUACACAAAGCUGCUGGCAGGCAGUGGUGCCUCUGCGGCAUCACCCUCGGCCGUGUACUGGCUAAUACCGGACCGGACCAUCGUGUAUAUGGGCUGCACCGCACGCGCCACCGACUUCCUCGACGUCAUCCACGCUCACCAGAGCCUGCCGCUGAGGCAUCUGGUGCUGCAUUGGAAUGACCUGGUGGACUUGACUCGCUUCAGCCAUAGUCUCGUCUAUCAAUGUCCAGACCUUCAGACUUUUACCGUCCACGCCACCGACAGAGAGACAACGCCGGAUCUGUGUCGGUGCGAUUCUCCUCUCAGCCAGCACCUCGCGGAUUGGUACACAGUUAUUGCAGCUUGGGAGGAUGAGACGCUGCCGUAUUUGGAGCACCCAGAAUCAGAUAUGCUGCAUUGGAGCGUCGGAGAAUACUUUGGCGACCGGGAUGAAGACACGAUGGGGCCAAGAUUACAUUUUCUUCCAUCCGAGCUACAUGCAUCGGCAGUGCUGGAACGUGUGCAUGGUGAAUAG
Molecule: messenger RNA, 792 nt
Organism: Akanthomyces muscarius
Lineage: Eukaryota; Fungi; Ascomycota; Sordariomycetes; Hypocreales; Cordycipitaceae
Exons: 1
Coding region: 1-792 (263 amino acids)
Source: RefSeq, a predicted model, not a curated record